Molecule: messenger RNA, 603 nt
Organism: Parastagonospora nodorum SN15
Lineage: Eukaryota; Fungi; Ascomycota; Dothideomycetes; Pleosporales; Phaeosphaeriaceae
Exons: 1
Coding region: 1-603 (200 amino acids)
Source: RefSeq, a predicted model, not a curated record
AUGAAAUCAAAUCUCAAACCUCCCGCCCACCCUCCACCUUUUGCGUCCCCUCCCCCACGUAUCUUCUUCUUUAACCUCCUCCAAUCCCCCUUCAAAAUCCUCUCUCCCAUAUUCCCCGUGAGAAACACAACAGGCCCCAACCCCGUCACACACAUCCCCCCUAAUACUACACAAACCCCCUUCCACCCCACGCCCUCCAUCAAAUACCCGCUCGCAAACGGCCCCGCAACCCCACCAAUCGCCAUCGCACAAUUCAACAGGCAGAAACUCGUAGCCCGCAGAUCGCUCCGCGUGCGCGCGUACACGUCAUCCGCGACGAGCGAGAACUCCGUCGCCAGCGGGCAGAGUGCGAACUGCAGCGUCGAGCUACCCGUCACGAGCAGUACGCAUAGGGAAAUCUUGUGGGCGAGCGAAGGAGUGGUGAUGAGCGUGAGGCAGAAUAAGGAGGGUAGGGUAGUGACGAGGCCGAAAAUAGCCACGACGCGCGCGCCGUACCGGUCACAGAGGAUGCCGGAGGGCGGGCCGAAGAGCGUGGCGAGCGCGGGGCAGAGGGAGAUGAGGCCGGCGGCGGUCGAGGUCCAGGAGAAGAGGGAUUGGGUGUAG